AUGCAGCUUUGCCAAGUAUCUGGUACAGCAGCCUUUGUGGCAAUAUCGCUGGCAGCGACUUUCGCCUUCUGGCUUGGGCUUGACGAUGUCUACCGCUUGAAGCACCAUGGAGAAGAGCUCCGUGGUGUCUCAGCAGCGCGAGUGUCGACGGUCUUGAGGCAUCAUGAAAACGCGCAGCAUGGUGAUCCGACAGUGCUACGAACCUCGACGGCCAAUACGGCCAUACCGGCACAGUCACCUCGGUCACCACCCUUAACUUUGGUCGGGCCUUCUGUCGCUCCACACUCGGUGCUCUUCUCAACCUCAAUCGCCUUGCAGAGCAAUGGGAGUACGAACGCAGCCACAGGUUUAACGAAACCUCCAUACUUCGACCGUGGCAUCUACAACACGAUUCAUGGGGAAAAAUAUUAUGACAUCUCUCGUUUUGAUGGUCUUUUGCCUGAAGGCAACUGGACUCUACUGUUGCCAGUUCUCAAGAAGCUUGCGAGCGGUGGCGACCUCAAGAUUUUCGUGUUGGGCGGUUCCUUCACCUCCGGUGUGGAUUGCCUGCAGCCCGCCAAAGGUACAAACGUUUCGCGGAGGCUUUGUGCAUGGCCCUCGCGUUUCCUGCACUGGCUGCGCGCGGCUUUUCCGAGAUCAAGCGUGCAGAUGGAAAACCACGCCCAAGGCGGGUCGCCCUCCAACGUGAUUCUGGCAGGUCUUGGGCUCCUGAACUUUGCGGGUGUGGACUUGGUUCUUGUCGAAACGCUUGUGAACGACUGGGGGGAUGAGGUCCGCGCCUAUGAGCGGAACAGCAGAAUAAAUAAAGAGGUCGCAGUUUCUGCAUCCUUUGAGGUGCUCCUUCGAACUCUGAAGAAGGUUGCCCCACGCAGCCUUAUCUACACCGUGGAGGCUGCAUGUCCAGGAUGCAGGCUUGCCAUUACAAACCACAAGAAGGUGUUAGAGUUCUACAAAAUUCCCCACAUGGACAUGGUUAAGGUGGUCAAGGAUGCACCAACACUUUGGAACGGGAGAAACCACCCCAGCUACCAAACACACCAAGCUCUUGCCGACCUUCUUGCCCUGAGUUGGAGCAACGUUUGGGACCGCAUGGCGGGCAUGAAUCUCGCAAAUCUGGGGCCCUUGAUGCAAGACUUCGGCGUUGACUUCUAUCACCCUGCCAAGGAGCGAAACAGGUUCUACGUCUGUACGAAGCCUUGCGCGGUCCUCUCCUCGCUGCAUACUUCGACUGUUCGGCCCAAGAUUCGUCGGGGCAACUGGAGCCUUUAUGAGGACCGUCCUGGAAAACCUGGCUGGAUCUCCAUGACGCCAGGGUCGAUCAUGGAAAUCCCCCUGUGCUUUGGGAGAAAGCCUACCUUGAGCAUCACGUUUCUGAGGAGCUAUGAGAAGCUCGGCAGGGCCAGGGUUACGCUGAACCAUCGUUCCAUCACGCUUCUGGGACUCUGGAAUGAUGGCUCGCACGUGUCCCAGUCGGAUACUAUUUUCUGCAGAGCUGAUGAUUUUCCCGGCGAAGGCGGAGGGGGUGGGGUUGUAGGCUUUGAUGUGAAGCCGAACACCAAAUCUACUAUGAAGAUUGAAAACUUGAAGUUUGGUAACUCAAAGAUGAAGUUGAUCUCAGUAGUCUCUUGCUAA
Molecule: messenger RNA, 1632 nt
Organism: Symbiodinium natans
Lineage: Eukaryota; Dinophyceae; Suessiales; Symbiodiniaceae
Source: the annotation of a GenBank genome assembly